AUGGCAUUGUUGCAAUACUUCAAUGGCAGCCCGGCUGAAGAACAGCUAUACGCGUGCAUGAAGUCAUUGGCACGUUUCACGCAGAUCAGCGGCCAAGAUGUACCGCAACUCAUACAAAUGAUUGGGCCGGAACCAAACAAAUUUCGUGGAACGUCCGAGAGGAUCGACGAACAAAUUGACCAGAAAUCUAUGCUUGAACAAAGUAAAUUGAAUAUUACUCUGGAUCAGAGUACGAAAGAAUCUCUGGUGAUUAGCAAAAGGAAUAUUAUUGUAAAACCUUAG
Molecule: messenger RNA, 282 nt
Organism: Heterotrigona itama
Lineage: Eukaryota; Metazoa; Arthropoda; Insecta; Hymenoptera; Apidae
Source: the annotation of a GenBank genome assembly